Calidris pugnax (ruff) is the source of this 2373-nucleotide messenger RNA. It is a transcript of the gene STIM2, whose product is annotated as stromal interaction molecule 2. Gene Ontology annotation, cellular component: plasma membrane; endoplasmic reticulum. Lineage: Eukaryota; Metazoa; Chordata; Aves; Charadriiformes; Scolopacidae. Bases 69 to 1727 code for a protein of 552 amino acids. Gene Ontology annotation, biological process: store-operated calcium entry; activation of store-operated calcium channel activity; intracellular calcium ion homeostasis. Gene Ontology annotation, molecular function: calcium channel regulator activity; calcium ion binding; protein binding. The record is from RefSeq and is a predicted model, not a curated record. The transcript has 12 exons.
AUCCCUGCAGCUCCCUCAGCCCACCGUGCUUCACUGAGGAGGACCGGUUCAGCCUAGAAGCUCUCCGCAUGAUCCAUAAGCAAAUGGAUGAUGACAAAGAUGGUGGGAUUGAAGUAGAUGAAAGUGAUGAGUUUCUCCGGGAAGAUAUGCAAUACAAGGAUGCCUCUAAUAAGCAUAGUCACCUGCACAGAGAAGACAAACAUAUCACCAUAGAGGAUCUGUGGAAGCGCUGGAAAACGUCUGAAGUUCAUAACUGGACUCAAGAGGACACGCUUCAGUGGCUGUCAGAAUUCGUUGAACUACCCCAAUAUGAAAAGAAUUUUAGAGACAGCAAUGUCAAUGGAACGACGCUUCCCAGGAUAGCAGUAAAUGAACACGCUUUCAUGAUCUCUCACUUGAAAAUAAUUGACCGGAGCCAUAGACAGAAGCUUCAGCUUAAAGCCUUGGAUGUUGUUUUAUUUGGGCCUCUCACACGUCCCCCUCACAACUGGAUGAAGGAUUUCAUAUUGACAGUUUCUAUAGUUAUUGGCUUUGGAGGCUGCUGGUUUGCGUAUACCCAGAACAGAACCUCAAGAGAACAUAUCACAAAAAUGAUGAAGGACUUGGAAAGUCUCCAAACAGCAGAACAAAGUCUUCUUGACUUGCAGGAAAGGCUUGAGAAGGCCCAAGAAGAGAACAGAAACGUUGCUGUGGAAAAGCAAAACCUGGAGCGCAAAAUGAUGGAUGAGAUCAACGACGCCAAACGGGAAGCUCAUCGCCUGAGGGAGCUGAGGGAGGGAGCAGAAUGUGAGCUCAGCAGGCUCAAAUACGCAGAGGAAGAGCUAGUACAGGUUCGCAUGGCUUUAAAAAAGGCUGAGAAGGAGUUUGAGCUGAGAAGCAAUUGGUCUGUUCCUGAGGCUUUGCAGAAGUGGCUGCAGUUAACACAUGAAGUCGAAGUGCAGUAUUACAAUAUCAAAAGACAACAUGCAGAAAUGCAAUUAGCAAUUGCCAAAGAUGAGGCAGAAAAGAUAAAAAAGAAGAGAAGCACUGUGUUUGGAACAUUACAUGUUGCACACAGCUCCUCCCUGGAUGAAGUGGACCAUAAAAUCCUUGAAGCAAAGAAAGCUCUCUCUGAAUUGACGACGUGUUUGCGAGAGCGGCUUUAUCGAUGGCAACAGAUUGAGAAGAUUUGUGGCUUUCAAAUAGCACACAAUUCUGGGCUGCCAAGCCUGACCUCCUCUCUCUACUCUGAUCACAGCUGGGUAGUUAUGCCUCGAGUUUCCAUUCCUCCUUACCCGAUCGCGGGGGGAGUCGAUGACUUAGAUGAAGACACCCCUCCAAUAGUUUCACAGUUUCAUGGGUCCAUGGUAAAGCCUCCCAGCACGCUGGCCAGAAGCAGCAGCUUGUGUCGCUCGCGCCGCAACGUGGUGCCGUCGUCUCCGCAGUCCCAGCACGCCCUGCACUCCCCCGACCCCGACAUCCUCUCCGUCUCCAGCUGCCCCGCUCUUUAUCGAACCGAAGAGGAGGAGGAAGCCAUUUACUUCUCUGCUGACAAACAAUGGAUCAAAAGCAGUGUCAGCUACUGGGCGAAGAGAAGAUGGAUGGUAACACAAUUCUUACAGCAUGUUGAGCGUGUCCCUACUCUUGUUACAUGGCCUCAUAGGAAAAGGUUAAAUUCCUUUUGGAAGGAGCAAAUGAGCUUGUUGAAAGGGAAGUACAGGAAACAGGUUCGGAAUGUGACUCCUUAAAUUCCUCCAUUGGAAGGAAGCAGUCUCCUCCAGCCAGCCUUGAGAUGUACCAGCCACUUUCUCCUCAGAAAGUAUCUCCAGAAGAGUUCUCACUGGAGGAAUCGUCUACGGGAGACUCCUCUUCUCUAACUGCAGAUAUCUCCAGGGGCUCUCCUGACUGUGUAGGCAUGGCAGAAACUAAGAGCAUGAUCUUUAGUCCUGCCAGCAAAGUUUAUAACGGAAUCCUGGAGAAGUCCUGCAGCAUGAACCAGCUUUCCACUGGGAUCCCAGUCCCCAAGCCCCGGCACACCUCCUGCUCUUCAGCCGGCAGCGAGAGUAAACCCAGCCCCGAAGCUGCCUCCGUCCCCAGGAUAAGUAGCAUCCCCCAGGACCUCUACCAAAACGGGGAAAAAAACAAAAAGCCAUCGAAAAUAAAAAGCCUCUUUAAGAAGAAGAGUAAGUGAGGUGGGCAGAAGAAGCCCCCGGAGCGAUGUUAUAAGAACUCUUAUUUUUUAAAUCUUUAGGAAUGUAAUUCCAUUGGAGCGUUGGCCAAUGGAUGCCCCAAUGGAAUGCUCUGUAGGUCAACUCUAUUUAACUGACUGUACUGUCCAAGGCCCUGCCAGCUGUCAAUGAGAAAUCAUUAAAAAGUUCAGACAGUUUACAUUCA